Messenger RNA from Portunus trituberculatus (swimming crab), 2080 nucleotides. RefSeq lists its product as uncharacterized. Lineage: Eukaryota; Metazoa; Arthropoda; Malacostraca; Decapoda; Portunidae. The record is from RefSeq and is a predicted model, not a curated record. The transcript is spliced from 3 exons. The coding region runs from base 83 to 505 and encodes 140 amino acids.
GAUUUCCCUCCUACUUGGUGCUUGGACAGCUUCCGGCAUCGUGCGCCUCCUGGGAUAGAGUGGAAUUCCCUCCCCUCCUGAGAUGUUGCAGCGGACGUGCUUGGUGCUGGCUGUGGUGGUGAUGGUGGUGGUGGUGAGGCAGGCGGCAGCAGAGCCCCACUACAAGGUGUAUGAUAAGGAUGAUGACUGCUCCACCACCAUUCUGUACACCACCACCAAGGGAGAAACGACCAAAACAGUUCACCAGGCGCGAUAUGUCAUCACCUCCACUAAGACGGUGACGGAGACCACGCACGGCGACCACUACCAGUACGGCCACGUGCAUACCAAGACCGUGACGGAGAACUGCGACGAUCACACCCACACUAAGUACGUGCUGAAGCCUGUGACGGUGACGGACAGCAUCACCAAGUACGAGGACAAAGAGAAGACUGUAACGCACCUGAAGGAGACCACGGAGACGGUCACCAAGACGCACUGUGGUUACGGCUACCGGCACUACUGAAGGAGGCGUUGAUGGGGACGUGUGUGUGUCUGGGGUGGUUCACUGUUUAGCUUUUGAACUCUUGGAUUGAAUGUAAACGUAUAACAACCUGAGGAAGCUGCUCUACUGAAGGAGGCCCUGAAGAGAACGUGUGUGUGUGUGUGUGUGUGUGUGUGUGUGUGUGUGUGUGUGUGUGUGUGUGUGUGUGUGUGUGUGUGCGUGCGUGCGUGUGUGUGGUGCUUUUUUGUGUGGUAUUUAGCUGUUUGAUUGAAUAUAAGGACGUAAAAACAUAAUGCAAGUAGGGAAGUAGCAAGAUGCCAUCAGGUCCACACAUAUAAAACAUUCCUAAUCAUUUCCACCAUCUUCCUCGUCCACAACUUCGUCUAUCUUCUUCUAAGGCUUCGUAAUCACUCGGCACUAACAACCUGAUUGAUUACUGAGUCCACUCCAUUCAUAUGCCACUUUACUCGACAACUAGUUUUUUCCUAUUUCCCAAAUUUGACUAUUCAACUUGUCACUUCAUCGGAGAAACUCUACGGAAUUCUACUGAAGGAAAAUUGAGACAGUGGUAAGAGACUUCAACACUCCCUUUGUUAACAGUGCUGGUCUUGAUCCCUUCAGUACCGCGACACGUUUUCAUAUUCACUCUGGUUACUAUUUGGCGAUUUUAAACAGCCUCAGAAACUCACAGGGGGAUUAAAAUAGUGAAGACUCCGGCCAUUAUUCUUCUGAUCUUUAUAGACCCCCUCCUAAUACAUAUAAAAUCCUCAUAUCACAACAAAAAAUCAAUGUAAAAAUGCGUCGCGGUACUGAAGGGGUUAAGAAAUCCUGAAUGUGCGCCACAGCAUUUCAUUAACAGUAAAAGGUCAGCCAGCCUGUUUAGCUUGUUAAGCAGUCCACACACAGACAUAAUCCACACCUGACGACCCUCACAAAGGUUCUAUUAUGGUGAUAGUGAAAGCAUCGCCUCACAACACAGUCACAACAUAUUUCUUCCUCCUCAGCCUCUCAUCUUCAUUACCUCAGCAUAUUUCAGCUUCUCACCUUGGCUACCUCAAUAACUGCUGUAUGCUUCCUCUCCUGUCUUUUUCCUUUAGGUUUAACCCCUUCAGUACCAUGACACAUUUUCCUAUUCAUUCUGGCUACCAUUUGGUGAUUAUAUACAGCUUCAGAAACUCAUGUAGUGAUUGAAAUAGUGAAGACUGUGGCCAUUAAUAUUUGGACCUCCAUAGACCCUUCCUAAUAUCAAUAAAAUCGUCUAAUCAUAUCCAAAACUCAAGGUAGAAAUGUGUUCCAGCACUAAAGCGGUUAAGAAGAUCCAACAGCAGUAAAAAGCAUAGUCCUGUAGAUUCACGGAAAUAUUAAUAGUAAGUUUGGGUUAUGAUGCUGUGAGCUGAAGUAAAUUGAUGGGUUGGUUCAUUGACUGACAGACUGAUUGAUUGGUUUGAUGAGCGCAGCAACAAAGUGUAGACUGUGGUAAGUGUUAUUCGUGAAUCGUGAUUGUCAUGUUAUGAACGUAAGGAGAUUGAUGCAUUGAUUGACCGACUGAUUGAUUGGUUUUGGUAACACACCAGCAAUAUAAACAUUCAACCCUUU